This is a messenger RNA of Chelmon rostratus (copperband butterflyfish), 1201 nucleotides long. RefSeq names its product dolichyl-phosphate mannosyltransferase subunit 1, catalytic (gene dpm1). Gene Ontology annotation, molecular function: dolichyl-phosphate beta-D-mannosyltransferase activity. The coding region runs from base 37 to 789 and encodes 250 amino acids. Gene Ontology annotation, cellular component: endoplasmic reticulum membrane. NCBI's taxonomy places the organism in Eukaryota, Metazoa, Chordata, Actinopteri, Chaetodontiformes, Chaetodontidae. Gene Ontology annotation, biological process: GPI anchor biosynthetic process; protein O-linked glycosylation via mannose. The record is from RefSeq and is a predicted model, not a curated record. The transcript is spliced from 9 exons.
CUUUAAGCAGUGUGGCCACAGUAGGUUGACGUCGCCAUGGCAAGCCGAAAAACUUCGCACCAAAACCGGGACAGUGGGGACAAAUACUCCGUGCUGUUGCCCACGUACAACGAAAGGGAAAAUUUACCUUUGAUAGUGUGGCUUUUGGUUAAAUAUUUCGGUGAAAGCGGGUUUAACUACGAGAUAAUUGUCAUCGACGAUGGAAGCCCAGAUGGGACACUGGAGGUGGCGGAGCAGUUGCAGAAGAUUUAUGGAGAGGAUAAAAUACUUUUACGACCAAGAGCGAAAAAAUUAGGCCUAGGCACGGCCUACAUCCACGGCAUGAAGCAUGCUACUGGAAACUUCAUCUUCAUAAUGGACGCAGAUCUUUCCCAUCAUCCCAAAUUUAUCCCAGAAUUUAUUGAAAAGCAGAAGGAUGGUGACUACGACCUGGUGUCUGGUACUCGAUACCAAGGGAACGGAGGCGUAUACGGCUGGGAUCUGCGCAGGAAGCUCAUCAGCCGGGGGGCCAACUUCUUGACUCAAGUGUUACUGAGACCCGGUGCUUCAGACCUCACAGGCAGCUUCAGGCUGUACAAGAAGAAGGUGUUGGAGAGUCUGGUUGAGCGGUGCGUGUCCAAAGGGUACGUCUUUCAGAUGGAGAUGAUCGUCCGCGCCAGACAGCUCAACUACACAAUUGGAGAAGUCCCCAUUUCCUUUGUGGAUCGAGUUUACGGAGAGUCCAAACUCGGAGGGAACGAGAUUGUGUCAUUCGCAAAAGGACUGCUCACACUCUUUGCCACGACAUGAUCAGGGAUGUCCUGCGUUUGGACGUCCCACAGUCAUUUAGUUAUUCUUUCACCCCUAAAGUUACUGUCUUUAAUACAGUAGUUGUCAGACUUGCAGUGGUGGGGAAAGCUCCACUCGCCUUUGGUCAGACAGUGACAUGAUGGCAGAUGACAGGGGAGACAUCUCUCUCCUGUUAGCAUUAAAUAUAAAGCUAUUUCCUGACACUAGCCGUCCUGAAUACUGAAGGUACUGAGUGCUUUACAUUCCCAUCAUCCUGUUCAAUGAAUUUUGAGCAAAGCACAUGGUGUCUCAUCAUUCCCAGUCCAGACAGCUGACUGAACUCUGCAUCAGCAUGAUUGCCAGAUGGGUUUAAGUACACAUUUGACUGCAACACCUCUGUUUGUUUGUAUAAAAUUAAACUCCUUCUACUGUU